Gopherus evgoodei (Goodes thornscrub tortoise) is the source of this 1259-nucleotide messenger RNA. RefSeq names its product adrenodoxin-like. Gene Ontology annotation, cellular component: mitochondrion. Gene Ontology annotation, molecular function: 2 iron, 2 sulfur cluster binding. Gene Ontology annotation, biological process: positive regulation of oxidoreductase activity; P450-containing electron transport chain. The record is from RefSeq and is a predicted model, not a curated record. NCBI's taxonomy places the organism in Eukaryota, Metazoa, Chordata, Testudines, Testudinidae. The transcript is spliced from 4 exons. Bases 21 to 572 code for a protein of 183 amino acids.
UAAAGCAGGACUCAGCUAGCAUGAUGGCUCGAUGCGCUCCACGGCUUAUCCGCCCCUUGCUAAACGGACUUAAUUUGGGCAAAGUUCAGUCUUUUCAGUACCUCAGAGUAGCUGAGCACAGUCAGGCACCUGCCAGCCUGCAGCCAGAGAGAAGCUUCAGCUCAACACACAGGCUCCAUGAUGUCCCAAGGGACACAGGCUCUGCGGACAGAGUGACUGUGCAUUUUAUAAACCGGGAUGGAGAGAGACUCACGGCCACAGCCAAAGAAGGGGAGAGUUUGCUGGAAGUGGUAGUUAAUCAAAACCUGAGCAUUGAUGGCUUCGGUGCCUGUGAAGGGACAUUGGCCUGCUCCACGUGUCACCUCAUCUUCGAGGAGGACGUCUUUCAAAAGUUGGAUGCCAUUACAGACGAGGAGCUGGACAUGCUGGAUUUGGCCUAUGGACUCACUGAUACAUCACGCCUAGGCUGCCAGGUGUGUGUGAAGAAGGCGAUGGAUGGUUUGACUGUCCAGGUCCCAGCGGAGGUUGCUGACAUGAGGAGAGAGCUGGAAGUGGGAAAGCAAAGCAAAUAAUGUACAAAUAAUAUUAGUAACUGUCAUUGGCACCUGCACAAAGCCUUCCCUUGGAUUUAGGCGUGUUUUUUUUAAGUAUGUUAUAUUUUGUUGUUUCCAUUGAGCCUUGUGACCAGUUUGCAUUAGGUCACAUAGCUCCUGAUUCAGAAUCCAUCCCUAUUCAGCAAAACUCUUCCUUACACAUGUGCUAAACUUGAAGGACUUAAGCAUAUGCUUAGAGUUAAAAACGUGCUUAAGUCUGCUGAUGUUCAGCAAAACACCUCAGUGUUUUGCUUAAAUGCUCUGCUGAAUUGGGGCCAUAGCAAACAUAGGUGAUUCUCUCCCUUCCUUGAAGUUAAGGACAUGCCAUUCACAGUAACUGUUGGGAAUUUUGCUGGAUCUGGCUACUUAACUGUAGAGAGACUUCCCUUUUUGACAUAACUGGGGGGAUGCUAGUGCUAUAAAAUCAUAAUUGCAUGCAUCAGCUUGAUUAAAUAGGCUAGGUUAGUUUGAUAAAUAGCAAUGGAUUGAUAACAGGAUUCUGCUAUUUUAUACAGAAAUGGAAUUCUUUUUCCAUAAAUAUGAACUUUUUGUGCCAAUGUGCACCAACUGUGCUAAUUUCUCCAAAUAUUUGCUCCUUUCCCCACUAUUGUAUCCCAUUCCAGCUCAAAAAUAAAAGGCUAAUCACUGGGUUUCUAGACCAAUUAA